UGCCAAAGCUGUUCUAUUGUAACACUGAUAUGGACGAAUCAUCGGCUUGAUAUCGUCACGUACUUCGAUUAUAGCGAGCUCCAGGUUUCGAAUGGCCUAUCGUCUACCGAAAAAAACAACUGCAGAAAAUUUUGGCCAUGCCUGUACUCAACGUUCGCGAUAAGGAUUGCAUAACCCCUCGGUGCCAUAAGGGGCUGAAAUAUACGAUGUAUAAAACGAACUAUUUCAGUCUCACCGUAGCUGUCAAAUUGUUGAAGGUGAACGCUCGGUUGAAGGACAAAUUAGAGCAUCAACAGAGAUUACGAUACCUCAAAUAUGAGCAAAUGCUACAAAGAGAGAGACAAAUGGUACAGCAAGCCCGUGCACGAGUCGCACGACGUGCCGAUCGUCGCGCACGAGCCCGAGGACGAGGGGGAAGAGGGGCCGCCGGCCGAGGACGGAGACGCGGCCGAGGAAGGGCCAGAGGAGGGGCGGUAGCCGGUGAAAGAGAUCCCGAAGAAGCCAUAGGUGUUAACGAGGAACCUGGAGUUGAUGAAGCCCCACCUCCGCCCAGAGGAGCUGGUAGGGGAUGGGGACGUGAUCGAGAACGCGCGGGAGGACGAGGAGCGGCUGACAGGGAAAAUGUCCAAGAGGCCGGACUCGUCAACGGAGACCCUAUGGCGGCCUUAAAUGAACAAGCAGUGGUUCGCCGACCGCAAGCACCAGUCGUCGGGCAGGGAGCGCCAUUGUUGGAUGAAAACGUUCAAGACCUUCUUGCUCCAUUGAUAUGGGAAGAGGAAAGACUGCUCCAGCCACCACCACCGCUCAAAGACGACCUCAUAUCCCAGCUGCAAGCUCUUAGCCAUGAAAAUCUGGCACGCUUCAUAGGGAUAUUUGCCGUAUAUACAAAGGGCAAACAGUAUGCCAACUGUCCAUGUUUCGAGUACGGAGAGGGUAGGGGACUUGAGAAAGCCCUCGGCUCUCAUGAAUUGAUCCAGGCGAAACGGAACUACAGUAUUAUUUUCCAGAUCGCGUCCGGCCUUGAAUAUCUCCAUAGUAACGGCCUCGCCCACGGAUAUUUAACGCCUUCUAAUGUCAUCUUCAGAGAUAAAGAACGAACCCGUGUAAUGAUUACCGAUUUCUGCCUGCCUGAAAAGUAUCAUAUUCGGUUUUCUUCGCCCUAUUUAAAUCGGACCGUGGAGGAACCCUACUCAUCUGUAUGCGAUAUAUACAGUCUCGCGGCAGUCGCUGCUAGUAUUAUCCAAAAUGAGACUUUUUUAGUUAUUCCGAAUCGAGGGCGCCUCCUAAUGCAACAGGCUUUUGCAGACCUGCGUCAGGUGUAUCGUCAACGCUACGACGUUAUAAUGAGCGGUUUGUUUGAAACCGAUCAACUUCGACCCAGCGCAACAGAAUUUAAAGAUGCGUUCGCUCACUGACUGGCUUUUAAAAUCCGACAGGAUCGCCAACUAAUAUCAACUUAGUAUCGCCUACCAGUAUUGAGCUGGAAUCGACAAUAAAAGGAAAGUCAGGUCUCGACGAUUUCAAAUGCUCAUAAAUCUCGUACACGCAUAAUGGAUACGCAUAUAACAUCGGCUUGAUAUCAUACCCCUAGGGUGAGCUAAUUUUCGGUAUGUAAAGGCGGCCAACGUUCGUACAAUGUACAUGUGUUAUUGUGCAGUGGUCACAGGCAAAGUAGUUUCACUGGGUAAAAUGCCACUUCAUUUCAAAAAGUGUUUUUGUGUGAAAGGAGAAAGGGGGGCUUCUUUAAAUUAGUUUGUCUACAUACUAAUUGUCGGAAAUCGUUCAGUUUGAUAUAUGCAGUAAGACCGUUUGGAGCUUGUAAUGGCUCUUGCUGCUUUUUCGUUCUGUAUUUUUGCUGAACAGAUAAUCCAUGGAGUAAAGGAUAGAAAUCGUUUAUUACGUAAUCACGUUUGGUCUUAGAAGAGUUGUGUAUGUCUAACCGUACUUAUACUGAGUAAGUGACUAAUAAUGUAGAUUAUUA
This is a messenger RNA of Varroa destructor (honeybee mite), 1981 nucleotides long. RefSeq lists its product as uncharacterized. Lineage: Eukaryota; Metazoa; Arthropoda; Arachnida; Mesostigmata; Varroidae. Gene Ontology annotation, cellular component: nucleus. Gene Ontology annotation, biological process: protein phosphorylation; mitotic DNA damage checkpoint signaling. Gene Ontology annotation, molecular function: ATP binding; protein serine/threonine kinase activity. The record is from RefSeq and is a predicted model, not a curated record.